Serendipita indica DSM 11827 is the source of this 1206-nucleotide messenger RNA. The record is from the annotation of a GenBank genome assembly. NCBI's taxonomy places the organism in Eukaryota, Fungi, Basidiomycota, Agaricomycetes, Sebacinales, Serendipitaceae.
AUGGCCUCGCUGUUCAGACGGAAUAGACGCAACGAUACGGACCCAUCGCAGGAUGAGGAUGCGCAGGGCAAGAAGAAGGGCGACUGGAAGCGACCAGCGAAUACAGCGUUCAAGCAGCAACGUCUCAAGGCCUGGCAGCCCAUUCUAACUCCCAAAACUGUCCUCCCGACAUUAUUUAUCAUUGGUGUAAUCUUUGCUCCGAUAGGAGGACUGCUGAUAUGGGGCUCAUCUCAAAUUACCCAAAUCACACUCGACUACACGGACUGCAUCAACGCUGGUGCAAACUUUAGUAGCACCACCGCGUCGUUCAAAGACAUGCCCUCGUCUGCCGUCUCCUACCAGCUCAAGAACCCUAAGCAAACGUACGCAAAUCCGCAGUGGUCCUUCCAAUCCUCUCCAAACGACUCGGACCCAACAAAGAAGAUGCAGUGUCGACUGCGCUUCGAACUGCCGGAUGACCUCGCACAGCCAGUCUUUGUCUACUACAAGCUCACCAACUUUUUCCAAAACCACCGGAGAUAUGUCCAAAGUCUCGACGUUGAUCAGCUCAAAGGCAAAGCUCCCGACGCCAAUGCACUCAAUAGUGGAAACUGCCGACCUCUUGGACGCGAUUCGAGUGGGAAAGCAAUCUAUCCGUGCGGACUCAUCGCCAAUUCCAUGUUCAACGAUACGCUAAAUGAUCCCGUCCGCGUCGAAGGUAGCUCGAAUACGACGUACAAGUUUUCGCAUACGGGUAUUGCUUGGCCUGGCGAGAAGCGAAAGUAUGCUGCAAAUAGUGGUUACCAGCUCAGUCAGAUUGUCCCUCCACCUAACUGGCACGAGCGUUGGCCACAGGGCUACACCGAACAAAACCCGCCUCCGAACCUCAACACGGACGAGCAUUUCCAAAACUGGAUGCGUACCGCCGGUCUGCCUACAUUCUCCAAACUCUACGGUCGCAAUGACAACGAGCCAAUGCUCAAAGGAACAUAUGAGAUGGACGUCUACAUGAAUUUCCCAGUGUCACAGUUUGGAGGCACAAAGUCUGUCGUCAUUUCCACCGUCUCCUGGAUCGGCGGCAAGAACCCGUUCCUCGGAUACGCCUACAUCGCCGCUGCGGGUCUGUUUAUUCUCCUCGCGGUAAUCGGGUUGGUAUGGCACUGCCUCAAACCUCGCAAGCUCGGAGACAUGAACCUGCUCUCAUGGAAUCAACCUCCUGGGCGAUGA